Candoia aspera is the source of this 3079-nucleotide messenger RNA. It is a transcript of the gene KAT8, whose product is annotated as lysine acetyltransferase 8. Gene Ontology annotation, cellular component: MSL complex; chromatin. The record is from RefSeq and is a predicted model, not a curated record. Gene Ontology annotation, molecular function: histone H4K16 acetyltransferase activity; transcription coregulator activity. The transcript has 11 exons. The coding region runs from base 90 to 1520 and encodes 476 amino acids. Gene Ontology annotation, biological process: positive regulation of transcription by RNA polymerase II; negative regulation of DNA-templated transcription. NCBI's taxonomy places the organism in Eukaryota, Metazoa, Chordata, Lepidosauria, Squamata, Candoiidae.
ACUUCCGGCUUGGGCCUGCAGAGUGGGAAGAGCCGUUAGCUGCGAACAAGGCGCGUGUCUGCGCGUGAGUUGUCGCGGUGGCGGUUGUCAUGGCAGCGGCCGGGCCCGGAGGAGGCGAAACGGCCUCCGCUGCAGACAAAGGCGGCGGGGGAGAGGACCGGGGGAGCCCCCCCGGCUCGGACCCACGACGCCUGGGGCCGGGGGGGCGAGAGGAAGAGGAGGCGCCGAGGCAAGGCAGCGCGGGGGGCCCGGGCAGCCAGAGCCGCUCGUCCUCGUCGCCGACCUGUCGCGAGGCUGAAGUCACCGUGGAGAUCGGAGAGACCUACCUGUGUCGGCGAGGGGACGGGACGUGGCAUUCUGCAGAGGUGAUUCAGUCUCGGCUCAAUGAACAAGAAGCCCGAGAGGAAUUUUAUGUUCACUAUGUAGGAUUCAACCGACGUCUGGAUGAGUGGGUGGAUAAGAACCGCCUGGCCCUCACCAAGACAGUCAAAGAUGCUGUGCAGAAGAACACUGAUCAAUACAUGAAUGAACUUUCUGAGCAGCCAGAGCGCAAGAUCACUCGCAAUCAGAAGCGCAAACAUGAUGAAAUCAACCAUGUCCAAAAGACUUACGCCGAGAUGGAUCCGACUACAGCAGCUUUGGAGAAGGAACAUGAAGCAAUCACCAAAGUGAAAUAUGUGGACAAAAUCCAUAUUGGGAACUAUGAGAUUGACGCUUGGUAUUUCUCACCAUUCCCAGAAGACUAUGGGAAGCAGCCCAAGCUGUGGAUCUGUGAAUACUGCCUCAAGUACAUGAAGUUUGAGAAGACUUACCGCUAUCACCUUGGGCAAUGUCAGUGGCGACAACCACCAGGGAAAGAAAUCUACCGCAAAAACAACAUCUCAGUAUAUGAGGUGGAUGGCAAAGAUCACAAGAUUUAUUGCCAGAAUCUGUGUCUUUUGGCCAAACUAUUCCUGGAUCAUAAGACCCUCUACUUUGAUGUGGAGCCCUUUGUCUUCUACAUCCUUACUGAGGUGGACAGGCAAGGAGCCCAUAUUGUUGGCUACUUUUCCAAGGAGAAGGAAUCCCCGGAUGGAAAUAAUGUGGCUUGUAUCCUUACCUUGCCCCCCUACCAGAGGCGGGGUUAUGGGAAAUUCCUCAUUGCAUUCAGCUAUGAGCUCUCCAAACUCGAAAGCACAGUGGGAUCCCCCGAAAAGCCCCUCUCAGACCUUGGCAAGCUGAGUUACCGUAGCUAUUGGUCGUGGGUGUUGCUAGAGAUCCUUCGGGAUUUCCGAGGCACUCUUUCCAUCAAGGAUCUCAGCCAGAUGACCAGCAUCACACAGAAUGACAUCAUCAGUACCUUGCAGUCACUGAACAUGGUCAAGUAUUGGAAGGGGCAGCACGUCAUCUGUGUCACUCCAAAGUUGGUUGAGGAGCAUCUCAAAAGUGCUCAGUAUAAGAAGCCUCCUAUCACAGUGGAUUCUCUCUGCCUGAGAUGGGCACCUCCCAAACACAAGCAAGCCAAGAUUUCCAAGAAGUGAAGGAAAAACUGACCUGAAGAACUGAAGGGGCUUGGCCUCAGUACACAUCCGCUUUCUAUUUUAGAAGAUGUUCAGUAAUUUAGCAUUGAUGCCAGUCUUGUACUGAAUGGGCACAGGUGGGUUGGGGGAAGGACAGAUGUUAUUGAGCGUUGCAGAAACUGUCCCAGUGGGUUCAUUUGAAUGAAGACUACUUAUUUGUCCCCUUUUUUCUUCCGUUGCUUGAUAUUGAACUCCAUUUCUUUCCUUCCUGCCCAACCUGGUAUAUUGCUCCUAAGAUAGAACUGGUGUCCUCACUCUUAUAAUAAGAAACAGAUAGAGUCCUCCUAUUAUUUCUUAUUGACCUGGAGCUAUUGACAGUUCUAACCUACCCUAGCUAGAGACUCUAGGGCACUGCUACUCCAGAAUCAAGCUGGUCAUAAAUAUGGCAGAAUCUUGGUGGAACAAGAUCUGAGCAGUAAACGAACACGUGGGUUGGAUAUUUGAGGAGCAUGUGAUCAAGAAAAGUUGGAGGCAGCAAUCACCAUCAGCAGUAUUGAAAAAUACAGAUGAUAGACUAUCUUAGGAAGGAAGAUCAGCUUCCCCAAAUGAGAGGCUGGAGAACCCAUCAAUUUUGUUCAAAAUAUUGAAAAAUCUCUCUCUUCUGUAAUCCUUGAGAAAAAACCUCUUUGGGUAGAGCUGUUGUCACUCAGUGUCUUCAAAAGGAGGCAAGUAGUUUAGAAGUCCCAUCCAAGGCCUUACAUGUUUUUAGUUAUACUAAAUAAGUCGUUUGAAUCCUUCCACUGUCACACAGCUAUGAACAGUGUGGGGAAAGAGAGCGUUUUGAAGUAGUAUCUUUUGCUCCACAGUCAACUUUAAGGUGAAUGCUGACAAAAAGAACAGAUGUAUUGGAGUUGAAUGCUUAGUAGCCGGUAGCGGGAGAGUCAAGGUUUGGGUGCCAAGACUCGGGGAAAAAGUGGAAAUAGGCACAUGUAACAGUUAAAAGUCCUGUGUCGCUUCCAGCUGUAAGGCUAUUCCAUAGUGCAGUGUGGCUUUUAUGAUGUGACUACAAGGAAGUUGACCAGUUUCUUUUGCAGAGCCUCGAAGUAAGUGGUUCUCUACGGAAACAGAAUACUGAGCGAAGUGGGGGGGAAACCUGCUUUUGCCUUAGGUGCUCUUCUAAACGGCAGCCUUUACCCGGACGAACGGACGAACUCCAGAAUGGAGAAAACUGUCUGGAGGGAUAUUGUAUUACUACUUGACGUGUCCCCUUCCAUGGUAUGAACUGCAUUUCGGUAGUGAUCAAAUGAGAAGGGGCUUUUCAAAAAGAUCAGAGGUCUCUCGAACCAAUCAAGUGGACCAAAGGGAAAAACUUGCUACUUCUACACCCAGUUUCCACGAAGGUCCUUGCGUAUGUCUAAUGCUGGGGCCAGUGAUUUUUGGGGGGGACCCUGGAGCUUGCGGUGGAUGUAUUGGGUAGAAUCAUCUAUUCAUAUAGUUGCCCUGCUGUACUUUUUGUGUGUAUACCAUAUAUAUGGUGUGUUCUGUUGAAGAAAUAUUUUAAUAAAAAACUCACAAAACAA